CGACCCGUCAAAACAAAACAACAAAAAACAAGCAGUCUCCUGUCGACAUCGGCUACCCAACCCAACAAAUUAAGGACCUCAUGGCGAUGCGUUCCGUGCUUUCAAAGGUGCCGCGCCUUGGUCUCCGUCCCAGCUGGGCGCCGACGGCCCACGCGCUCUCGCCGGCGGCGGCAGGUUCUCGGCUUAUUUCGACCAAUCUCCCCAGCACAGCGGCCGGGGGAGAACAAAUCGUUUAUUCCAAAGAAAACCUGGCUGAACAACUGGCGUCAAUAAAUCGCACAUACGCGGAGAACAAAAGGAGAUUUGAUGCUGAGUACAAGGAGAUCAUCCAAAUGAUUCGCGAACAGGAGGCUGCUAACAUUGAAGCUUUCAGGCAGAAUAAAGAACUUGACAAAAAGAUCUUGGAAAAAGUCAAUGAAAUAGAGAAGCAAACUAAUUUUGUUUGCGUUGGCUCCGCAAUACUGGUUAUUCUAACGAUGAUCGCCCUAUGAAGUAGGGUAGAGCCUCUCUUAGUAUGUGUAUGCUGCUGGUUUGAUCCCUAUGAACUAGUGUUAAUGAGUACUCUUUUGAUAUGUCUUUGCCGCUGGUUGUAUUAAGUCAGGGUUAUGUAUGCUGCUGGAUUUGAUGUGUCGCAAAGUGGAUAAUAGGGCUACUGUAGUUCUGAUGACUGGAUUUGGGGGAAUUAGUAUACAAGUAGCAAUGGCACUUUCACUUU
Brachypodium distachyon (stiff brome) is the source of this 715-nucleotide messenger RNA. RefSeq lists its product as uncharacterized. NCBI's taxonomy places the organism in Eukaryota, Viridiplantae, Streptophyta, Magnoliopsida, Poales, Poaceae. The coding region runs from base 81 to 491 and encodes 136 amino acids. The transcript is spliced from 3 exons. The record is from RefSeq and is a predicted model, not a curated record.